Molecule: messenger RNA, 749 nt
Organism: Erpetoichthys calabaricus (reedfish)
Lineage: Eukaryota; Metazoa; Chordata; Cladistia; Polypteriformes; Polypteridae
Exons: 6
Coding region: 58-609 (183 amino acids)
Cellular component (GO): membrane
Source: RefSeq, a predicted model, not a curated record
GGUCCUCGGCUGAAGAUUUGUCCUCCUAAGUCUCUUUAAACUGCUGUGUCCGCCAUAAUGGCAGAGCCUGACAUAGAAGUAGAGAAUGAGGAAGAGGAAGAAAACACUGAAAUGGAACAUUUUCUGAAGCGUUAUGAGCCAGCAUGUGUCCUCCCAAGACCCCCAAGAGCUAUAGAGUCCUUUCUUAAAAAGGAGCCGGCAAUGAUGGGGAUCUCGCAGAUUGUUGUUGGUGUCAUCAGCAUUGCUUGUGGUGCGACGUUAGCCGUGUCUCCGCAUUCACUUGUUCUCAUCCUUAGACUGCCGUUUAUUACUGGAUUCCUGUUUUUAGUGUCUGGAUUGGCAACUGUUGUUGUGGAAAAGAAAACCAUCAUAUUCUCAAUGUGUCUCGCAAUGAACUGUGGAAGUCUGGUGUCAGCGGUCAUUGGAUGCUUUCUGUAUUCUGUCGAUUUGUCGUACUGGGAUAGUUAUACUAACACGAAAGACAUAAAUAGGAUCACUGCAGUCUUAAAAGCAAUGCUCCUGGUUCUGACCUUGGUAGAGAUUGGCUUUGUGGUGCCAUUGUUAUACUGGGGCUAUAAGACACUUUACAGCCUAAAGCCCCCUCUCUGAUUUCUACGCCAAAUGUUAAGGGCUCACCACUUCCAAAUGGAGCCAUCCAUGAACUUCAAGUUGUGCUGCAGUGGAUAUUCAUAAAACAAGAAAACUGUCAAUUCUGAUAUCAGAUUCAGAUCACAAAAUGUUUUCAGUGA